AUGUCGGAACAGGUAGCUGCUGUGGUCGGAGGUGUGAUUGUUGGAAUUCUUUUAUUGGUCCUCAUCGGGAUAGCAGCGUACCUCUUUUGGAAGAAGGUGUACCUGCAGGCCUCUUAUGAAGAACUCGUGAGCCCUUCCUCCCCAGUUGAAAAGUCUCCUGGUCUGCAGGCACCAGCUGAUGCCCAAUCAUCAUCUUCAGUUCAGCCUCAGAAUUCAAGAAUGAGAAGUGUCCCUUUUAUCGUCCCACCGAAAUUUCAUAAGCAAGCUUGGAUUGACAUGACAAACGGAGAGCAAAUUCAAGAUGACAGCGAUCCGUACGUGACCCCUGACUCGGGCCCCCGAUCUUCUUUCCAUUCCUUAGCUGGAGCAUACCAGGUAGGAGCCCUCAACCCGGAGCUGUAUAAGUUUCCCGAGGACAAAAGUGAGACAGACUUCCCCGAGGGCUGCAUCGGCCGGCUGUGGUUCUCCGUCGAGUAUGAGCCGGAGUCAGAAAAGCUCCUCGUCUCCCUGAUCAAAGCCCGGAAGCUGCAGCCCCCUUCUGCCUCCUGUUGCCCCUUUGUGAAAAUCUACCUGCUGCCAGACGAAAGGCGCUAUUUACAGUCGAAGAUCAAGCGCAAAACUCUCAAUCCGCAGUUUGAUGAGGAUUUUGUUUUCCAGGUUUCCAGUAACACCUUACACCAGAGGACGCUGAAGUUUUGUGUCUACCACGUGGACAAACAAAAGAAGCACAUUCUCUUAGGCCAAGUGAUGUUCCCUCUAAAAAACGAAACCUUGAGCGGAGACCACAAAGUUGUCCUCUGGAGAGACCUGGAAGCAGAAACCCUGGAGCCUCCUUCCGAGCAUGGCGACAUCCAGUUUUCUCUCAGCUAUAAUGAAUAUCUGGGCCGCCUCACAGUGGUGGUCCUGAGAGCCAGAGGCCUGAGAUUCCAGAAUGACAGACAGGCUGCCGGUGUGUUUGUCAAAGUGUCGCUCAUGAACCAUAAUCAGUUCAUCAAAAGCAAGAGGACUUCGGCCGUCCUAGGAUCCCCUGAUCUGUUGUACAACGAGACGUUCAGCUUUAAGGUUGACCAGACGGAGCUGGACACAGCAAGCUUAAGUCUGUCUGUGAUCCAGAAUGGUGAGGAAAAUGAAACCUGCUCCCUGGGCCGUGUGGUAGUCGGGCCCUUCAUGUACACCAGGGGCAAGGAACUGGAACACUGGAAUGAGAUGGUCAGCAAGCCAAAGGAGCUGGUGAAAAGGUGGCAUGCGCUUGCUGUGAGCACCUGAAGG
This is a messenger RNA of Gekko japonicus, 1269 nucleotides long. RefSeq names its product synaptotagmin-15-like. The transcript has 8 exons. Gene Ontology annotation, biological process: regulation of calcium ion-dependent exocytosis; cellular response to calcium ion; calcium-ion regulated exocytosis. The coding region runs from base 1 to 1266 and encodes 421 amino acids. The record is from RefSeq and is a predicted model, not a curated record. Gene Ontology annotation, molecular function: syntaxin binding; phosphatidylserine binding; calcium ion binding. NCBI's taxonomy places the organism in Eukaryota, Metazoa, Chordata, Lepidosauria, Squamata, Gekkonidae.